Messenger RNA from Phytophthora nicotianae INRA-310, 642 nucleotides. RefSeq lists its product as hypothetical. The record is from RefSeq and is a predicted model, not a curated record. The transcript has a single exon. Lineage: Eukaryota; Oomycota; Peronosporomycetes; Peronosporales; Peronosporaceae. The coding region runs from base 1 to 642 and encodes 213 amino acids.
AUGACAAGCGAUGCUGACGUUCCGACAUUGGAGACGCGAGCGGACAUUCACUCGUCGAUGUUCCGGCCUUCACAAGUCGAGAGUCAAAUUUGCAACGCCAUCGCGCAACCCGCAACGUUAGGUAAAAACGCUCAAGCUGUUCUUGAAGCUACUCAACAAGCCCGACACACCAGGUUUCUCGCUAUACCACCAGUUCUCCGCGCGGCAUAUGACCUCAGUUUUGAUAUCAGAGGCUUCUCCCUUAUACACUUCCGACGUUUCUUCGAAGGGGUCGAGGAGCAGCAUACCCCAGACGCUGUUAAUAUGGCGAACUUCGGGCGCUCCAACUCCCUCCAACCUGCGAACACGCCAGCCAAAAUCGGAGAGAUUGUCGGUGCCUUUUACUAUCUGAUGUACUUCGCAAAAUGUUUCAACAAUACAACCGUCUGCGACUUCAUCAAGACGGUAUCCGAGUUUAUAGUGGAGUAUGCAGCCUUCGGGCGACCCGAUGUUUCCACCUGCACUAUGCUGGAGUACUGGAUAAACUCGAAGCUAGGGAAGUUUCGAAGUCUGAUUCAAGCAUCCAAUAUCCAAGUUGCAGCUCUCGUGGGUCAAGAGUUCAUGCGGAGUGAUGGCCAUCUCAUGCUAACUUAUUGCUGUUGA